UGCCACGAGCAGUCGCGCAUGUGCAAGAUCAUCAUCUGUUGUUCAAAAUCAUGCAGGCUCUCUGUAUGUAACUGUGGAAGUCAUCACGACAGAAAGCAAUUGUCGAGAUAGUCGUGUGUGAAAUUUGAGUCAUAUUACAAGAAGAAGUAUCGUGAUCAAUUCUCGGACUUAUCGUUAGUACUAUUUUAACGGCUUGUGAUUUAUUUGAGGAAAGAGAGUAUUUCCGAUACGUGUGUGUUUAAACGAUCAUUCUCCACUUGUUUUAAUACACUACUUUGUAAACUCUCGAUAGUACUAAAGCUUCUAGUUUCUAUCACCAUUCAGUUGUUGAUUCUGUGCAGUAAGUAAAACACGGACUUUAUUUGAAGGUUUGAAAUUUGUCGAUUGUAUCAGAAACAUUAAAAAAAAAGACAAAUAUUACUCUUAAGUCUGCUAUUUUCUCCGUUGAGUCCUUCAUCCUUAAGGUACAUUUACGUAGUGCUGGAUUUCAGACUUACCAAUAGUUGCUCAGCCUUUUCUAUAUUCAAAUUAUAUAAAACUCUGCGGUGGUGUUUAGUUUUCACAUUAUUCAGCUGAAGAACGUGUUUCAAGUCAGACAGCACCCCAGACAACAACACCUUAUAAGAAAAGCUUCGACUUGAAACCGGUUACUCAACUUUUUUCAAGAUGGCAUUGGGCUGUGGUGCAAAAUGUGCCAAAGUUGUUCUUAUGACAUUUAACUCGAUAUUUUGGCUCUCUGGAGCUGCUAUGCUGGGUAUCGGUGUUUACUUUCUUGUUGAUACUGACAAAGUUACACUAUAUCGCCUGUUCUACACUGAUGGAGAUUAUGCCCUAAUCCAGUACCUGGCAUACGCUUUGAUUGGAGUUGGUGGAUUAGUGUUCGUUGUGGGAUUCUUUGGAUGCUAUGGAGCCAUAAGAGAAAACAAGUGCAUGUUACUCACGUAUUUCGUGUUCCUCUUUCUCAUUCUUGGGUGCGAGACUGCCGUAGGGAUCUUGGCAGUUAUAUUCCAAAACAAGGUAAUCAGAGGCCUGGAAGACAAUGUGACAUCAAAACUGAAGAAUAAAUAUGGAUUGGAUGAGACCAUAACUGAAUCAAUUGAUCUGGCUCAAACAAGGUUUGAUUGCUGUGGUGUUAAAGAGGCACUGGAUUACAGUAAGACCAAGUGGAAACUUGACAACCUUGGCCAAGGUGACAACGUCAGCAAAACCUGCUGUGUCCUAAAAAAUCACGAUGAUGUGGAUGCUUUUAAAAAUCCUAAGCCUCUAAACGAAACUAUGUGUCAAUCCAAAGAUCCAAAGCAGAACAUGAAUUUCCGCCACCAAAAGGGCUGCUUGGGAAAACUAGAGGGCUUUGUCCGUGCGGAGAGUACAGUGUUGUUAGGUAUUGGCUGUGGAAUAGCAGGCUUGGAGAUAUUCGGUAUGAUUUUUGCCAUCUGUUUGUGCAAAGAAAUCUGAAAAUUGCUGUCGACGAAAAGGCGUACAUUCGUGUGCACCUGGACAAGAGAAUGCGAUCUGGCUGUUUUAACACGAGGAAAGACUGAGGCUCAGUUGUAAACCAUUCAGAUCUGCACCUGGAAAUGUUCAAGAGGGAAAGCUUAAGUCAUCAAGACUAAGUGUCUGAGUUUCUUCAUGGAUUCCUACUGGCCCAACUUACUUGUUAAGAUAAAACAGGAUGAAAAAAUGCCUGAGAACUUUAAAAGCUUACCAUGAAUUACUGAGAACUAGUGUAUCUGCGUUUGACAUCAUCUGUAUGUUAAGAGAUAUAUCUAUAUCACAUUAGUAGUGUGAAACAUUAGUUUUCAAAAAAUAGCUUGAUCCUCCAAGCUAGUGGUGAUUAGGUCGAAACAGUUGAAGUAACUAGGAUAUAAUUCAUUAGCUAGCUUCAGGAUACUGUUAUUCACCAUGCAGAAUUUGAAGAGAUGGCCUCCACCAGAUGUUUAUUAAUGUUGGCUUAAACAGACUUUAAGUACUGAGCUUUUUUCAUUCUGUUUUAUCGGAUUAGAAAGAUACAUUCGUUAUUUUUCACACUUUUUCCUGUUUCAUCUAAAUUUCAAACUAAUAAAAUCCUUUACUAUUAUAGAAGACAGUGCAAAUGUUUAUGUAUAAUUCAAAUGGGUGAAAAUAUAAAAGAAAACUAAAUAUGAAAAAUCUAUUUUUCUCACAUAAACUUCAAACUUUACGAUGUUGUAACUAGCAAAAAGGAAGUAACCUAAAAUUAAUUGUAAAAUAAAUAAAACGUAUGUGGAAAACUUAUUGCAGUUUGUAGCAACAACUUCAUAAUGUAAGUAAAACUGGUAGAAAUACAUAGUAAAAAUAAUAAAAUAAAAACUUUAGUUAUGGAGCUCGAAACAUUACAAUUAAGAUAAUGUAAGCUCCCACUAGUUUAAAUCUAAAACUAGUUUGUGUUAUUAAUAACAAUUAGUUAGAGAUAGGUCGUGGUUUUAACACUUGUGUGCUGUUACAUCUACUUUCUUACAUUAUUUUCUUUUUCACACCAUACAGUUCUACACAUAGUGCAACUUUCACUUUACUAGUGGUUUUAACACUUGUGUGCUGUUACAUCUCUUUUCUUACAUUAUUAUAUUUUUUCACACCAUACAGUUCCACACAUAGUGCAACUUUCACUUCAUUAUUGUUUUUAACACUUGUGUGCUGUUACAUCUGAUUUCUUACAUUAUUUUAUUUUUUAACACCAUACAGCUCCAGCCAAAGACAAAUUUUAAUUUCAUUAGUAUUUUGGCAUUUGUGUGCUGUUAUAUUUACUUUCAUACUUUUUUUUCACACCGAACAGUUCCAUACUUUGGAGGAAUUUCAUUUCAAUAACAAAAAGUACUUGAUAAGUCUAAGGGUAUCUCUGAUUUCUGCCAUGGCCGCAUCUCUUCGUUAAGAUAUGUCGAAAAUUGAUAUUUUUAAGUAAGUUUCUUCACUGAAUUGUCGAGAUAAAAAUAUAAUAUAGUGAAUUGCAUAACAUGAUCGAAAGUACAGUGAUACUUUAAUUAAAUGCAGAUUUGAAUAUACUGAAUAAUAAUUAUUCUAAUGAUUUCAGCGUAAUAUGUCAUACUAUAAAACUUCCCUUUUAGUCCUGACUCGUCUUUAUGGGGACCUUUUCCCUCAAAACCCAUAAACUGGAUUUAUGUAUAACAAAUCAUGUUAAUCUAUAAAAAUUAACAGAAAAUAGCUGUAAUCCUACUAAAAAAAUUACAAAGUUAUCACAAAAUACUUGUAGGUUCUGUAAGAUUUCAGUAAGACUGUCAAACUACAAAAACCGUGUUUAACAUAGAUAACCGUAAUUUGUAGUAUUUGCUACAAACGUAAUUAACAUCAAAAUACACACAGCCAAUUUAAUACGGUAAACGUUUGUUCAUAUUAAAGGCACCCGCUUCACGCAGAAACUUAAAAUUAUAAAAAUUAUCUUGUGCUAAAUAUGUAUAGUGAUGUUAGUGCCCAAAACUUUUGUUGUUUUAGCUUCGUUAAGAAGUCCAAUCAGGCUCAAGCAGAAAGUGAAAUGAUGAACAUGGUUAUACAAAUGUAAGCAUAGGUUUUUAUCUCAUAAUCCAAAGCAAACUUGAUAUAUAUAUAUAUAUGGAAUUAUUAUUUCAUUUCAAAGGUAGAGAAGAUAUGUAAAGUCUCUUUUUAUGGCUUAGUCGUUUAAGUGUGAAACAAAAUUGUCAUUAAUCAAUCGUCUCUUUUAUUGCAAAUUUUAGAUAACUUAGUGGUGUACUCUAUGUUCAGACAUUCCUGAGGCCUGAUCAUAGUGUUGCAAGUUAAUAAUGGAAACUGAAUGGUUUUCUCAGGUUUACCUAUAGUGUAGAAAUUAGUUUCUUUAGACUGUAUUCGAAAAAUGCAGAAAAUAUUAUUUGUUGGUCAACUAUAUUAUUUCUGAAUGAUUGUAGCAUUACUCUAUAUAAUUUGCUAUCUAAACCUUCGUGAAUUCAUUCUUGGAUAUUAUUAAAGAGAAAGUGUCGUCUUAUUUUAGUUAUCUAGUAAAAAAUAUUCAAAUAUUUUUUUGCCGUCUUUGAGACACUAUUAAAUGAUUAUUUCUGUCAUUUAUUUAUAUAUAUAUAGCAUUCCUCACAAGUGAAGCUUACCUGAUAAAAAAAUUAUUAAAGAGAAGUAACAAAAUUUGAUUUUUUUUUUUACAACGACACUCUCACUUUAAAUGUAAAGCAAUGUGGAUAGUAAAUUGUGAAAUAUAAAGUCCAUUUCCUGUUUUUCUCAUUAUUCUUGACAUAUGUAGUACCCUCAGUUUUCUUAGCGAAAGUUGAAUGGUAAUCACUGUGCCAAGAUACUUGUAUAAUCGUCAAUUAUUGUGAUGUUUCUAAAAUGUUGAAUCCCAUUAAAAUUGGCUUUUAGAAGAUUCCCUA
Limulus polyphemus (Atlantic horseshoe crab) is the source of this 4364-nucleotide messenger RNA. RefSeq names its product CD151 antigen-like. The record is from RefSeq and is a predicted model, not a curated record. Bases 667 to 1455 code for a protein of 262 amino acids. The transcript has 8 exons. Gene Ontology annotation, cellular component: membrane. NCBI's taxonomy places the organism in Eukaryota, Metazoa, Arthropoda, Merostomata, Xiphosura, Limulidae.